Molecule: messenger RNA, 216 nt
Organism: Ogataea philodendri
Lineage: Eukaryota; Fungi; Ascomycota; Pichiomycetes; Pichiales; Pichiaceae
Exons: 1
Coding region: 1-216 (71 amino acids)
Source: RefSeq, a predicted model, not a curated record
AUGGUCGAGAAGACGGAGACAAACAUCCGUGAUUUCCAAAUUUUCAGGCAUGCCCACACAAACAGCGGGUUUCCGGGAAAAAUGAUAGCUCCCGUAGGCAUUUUCAUCAGCAUAGACUUCUUUGUUGAGAACUUGAAGUCAUCAUUCAAAAGAAUAGAUCCGAAAGAGCCAAUAGCUCCCGAUGGAAUAUCGGACGAAACGCCGUACCAGAAGUAG